AUAUAUAUAUAUAUAUAUAUAUAUAUAUAUAUAAAUUAGAAAGAAAAAAAAUCUGCCGCAUAGUCCAUAUCACAAACCAUCUCAUAGCACAAUUCACAAAGAUACAAAGCAUCUGCCGCAAAGUCCAUAUCAUAAAACCAUCACUCCAUCAGAUGCACAACGACACAAACCAUCAGACUAUCCGAGUGAUGAAAGUGAAUCAAACCCACAAACCAUCACAACUUCACAAGCCAUAACCAUAUCAAAAACCAUCAAUAGCACAAACCAUCAGAGUGAUCAGACGCACAAACCAUCACAAGCCAUCUCGAAUGAAUUCAAUCAAGAAGAAGCGAAAGAAGAAACUCCAGCUGGUUUCCUUUUGGCAGACGUCUAUAGGAUACGUUUUGAUUGCUUCAGCUUUGAUUGCGUCUCGAAGAGAAGACGCGAAGAGCAGAAGAGAAGAAGAUGCGAAGAAGUGCGGCUGUUUUGUCUCCACUAGAUACGACCGUAUCCGUGGCGUAUCAAAAUUAGGAUCCGUUGGAUACGCGUAUCCGGGCCGUAUCGCACCCGUAUCCCGUAUCGGUACGGGAUACGAAGAUCUAAUUGCUCAUGCUACUGCUACUGCUCAUGCCACUACUACUAUUAAUGCUCCUGCUACUGCUCCUGACAAGUGCAGUAGAAGAACACGAGUAUGAGUGUAGCGAGUGCAGUAGUAGGAUUGGGCAAGUGCAGUAGCAGGAUUAGGCAAUGACGAGUUCAGUAGCAGAACACGAGGAGCGCAGUAGCAGGAUUAGGCGAUGACGAGCGCAGUAGCAGAACACGAGUACAAGUGCAGUAGCAGAACUGGACGAGUAUGAGUGCAGUGCAGUACCAGGAUUGGACGAGUACAGUAACAGGAUUAGGCGAUGACGAGUGCAGUAGCAGAACACGAGUACAAGUGCAGUAGCAGAACUGGACGAGUAUGAGAUUAUUCAAAAAAAGUAAUUAAGGGUAAAAAAGUAAAUUAACUCAUGGCAUGUGACAAGUGGAGAGCAGAUUGUCCUUAUUUGUAAGAUUUAAUCCUUAUAAAGGGAUUAGAAGUCAAAAUAAGUAGUUAAGGGUAAGAAAGUAAAUUAACUCAUGACAUGUGACAAGUGGAGAGCAGAUUGUCCUUAUUUAUAAGAUUUAGUCCUUAUAUGUUUAAUUCAAUCUUUAAAUGAUGUAAUUGUUAAGUCAUCUUUUGUCAAUAACUUAUAUGUAAUUUGUUAUA
Molecule: messenger RNA, 1228 nt
Organism: Rosa rugosa (rugosa rose)
Lineage: Eukaryota; Viridiplantae; Streptophyta; Magnoliopsida; Rosales; Rosaceae
Exons: 3
Coding region: 309-674 (121 amino acids)
Source: RefSeq, a predicted model, not a curated record